AUGAUGAAGCAAUCAAACUCAGCCCACUCAGUGCUUAUUUAUACAAUGAUAAAGGCAACGCUUUUUUAUAGUUUAGAAAGAUAUCAUGAAGCAAUCGAACUCAAUCCAAGAAGUGCUAUUUUUUACAAUAAUAAAGGCAACGCUUUUUAUGAUUUACAAAGAUAUAUAGAAGCAAUCGAAUGCUUUGACAAAGUAAUCAAAACUCAGUCAAAGCUAUGAUGGUGAUAUUUACUGGAAGAAAUAAAAAUAACUAAAUUCUUUAAUUGGAUUGUUUUUAUGUUUCAUUAUAAAGAGUAGAGUUGCUAUUGAAAUAAGUGAGAUCUAUUAUAAAAUCGUGGAAGUUUCAGAGUUUGGAUUGAUGGACUGAUUCAGCUUCUGUUCUUAUAGUCAGAGUUUAUGUCUGCUGUAAUUCAGGAUUGCAAUCUAAGGAUAAAUCUCUGAUUCAAUUACUCAUAAUUUAUCUAUUUAUAA
Molecule: messenger RNA, 471 nt
Organism: Blepharisma stoltei
Lineage: Eukaryota; Ciliophora; Heterotrichea; Heterotrichida; Blepharismidae
Source: the annotation of a GenBank genome assembly